GCCAGGCAAGUGGAUGAUGGCGCGCAUCGGCGAGGUUGGCGUCGGGCGUGCGGUGUGGCUCAAGGUCGAGUACCAGACGGUGCGCCGGCUGAGGGGGGCGUCGGACCACGCGCUCUUCACCGUGCGCACGUACGUCGACCCGCUCCACACCCUGCUUCACGUCCCCGCCGCGGCGCGCCUGCUCGCGCAAAACAUGCGCAACGCCGCCCAGGGCGACUUCAAGCACUACUUGGGGAUCGACGACGAGGAGGUCCGCGGCGCGAUCCUCGCCUACCUCGACAGCAUGCACGAGAGCGGCGGAGGUGGCGGCGGGCCGCGAGCGCAGCAGGCGACGCGAUGAGCCUCGAGCUGAGCAUCCGGCUCUGCGCGUCCUCCAGCGCAUUAUUUGUGGAUUUUGUGCCACUCGCUCCCCUUGCGCUGCCCCUCCCGCCUCGGCGCUGCGGCGUCUAUGCGUAGGCUGCGGGGCGGGCGCCUGGGCGCUCUGGGCGAGAGGCGCAAGGCCCUGGCCCAGGCCUGCACGGCUCCCUAGCUAGACAGAAGCGGUAUAUAGACGUAAGACUAGACGAGACCCUUGAGAACAGGUAUCUAGGAGAAGAGACCGACGCUGCGCCGUGCGCCGUGUGGGUGGACAGGCCUGUGGGCAGCCGGCAGCGGCACCGUCGCCACCGUCGACAUCCCCCACUCAAAAGGCGCUCUUGCGCUCCCCCACCUCCCGCAGGAAGCAGGAUCGAGGAUGCUGGAUCUGGUUCUUGCAUCACUUGGUUGACGUGGUGUAGCUGGAGAGAGUGGAGUCUGGAGAGAGUGUGGAGGCUGGAGCGCCACGUCUACGUGGUCGUCGACGCGUAUGAUGAAGAAAAAGGUGUCCACUUCUUUUUGAGGAAUGAAUCAUCAUUACAAA
Messenger RNA from Emiliania huxleyi CCMP1516, 898 nucleotides. RefSeq lists its product as hypothetical. The coding region runs from base 14 to 340 and encodes 108 amino acids. The record is from RefSeq and is a predicted model, not a curated record. NCBI's taxonomy places the organism in Eukaryota, Haptophyta, Isochrysidales, Noelaerhabdaceae. The transcript has a single exon.